GCUUCCCUAGCAAAAUGUGAGCAGCCUGAUUCGCUGUACGGUGCACAUAUUGGACACUUAUAUUAGUAUAAAAUCAACCAUCAUGUGUCUAAUAUCUCUAAAAAGAAUGUCAUUGUAGUGUAUGCCAUCUCCCCGAGUAAUCCCCUGGACAAUUUGCUUUGCAUCAGAUUCCACAAUGACCCGAUGCCAUCCCCGCUCUAGCGCCCACUUAACGGCUUCCUCAAUCGCCAUUGCUUCCGUUGUCCCAGGUGUAAAUCUCCCCUUUCUCAUAAUGCUCCUCCCUGCUACAAACUGUCCAUUGCAGUCACGAACAACAAGGCCCAAGCCUCUCGCAUCUCCUAUGUUUGAUGUUGCGGCAUCAACAUUAAUCUUCACCCAACCCCUCUCCGGGGGUUUCCAAGAGUCCUUUCCCCCCGCUGAAAUCUGCACCUUUGACUUAGGACAUUGCGCAGCCUUCCAGGCUUCCACCCGUCCCAAACUGUUUCGCCACAGGUAAUUACUCCCUUCCAAUUGGGAUUCAAGUUUUUCCAAACCUUCUCAUUCUGAGCUUUCCACAAACUCCAACAUAACAUGGCAAAUUUUCCAAGCUCCUCUUUCGUGCUACUCGCUGCCACCAACGACGCUCACUCCCCGAAACACCCGGCUGCCAACAACAGAAAAUUCCCGCCCCGGUUGUUCCACACCGUCCGAGCUAGAGUGCAGUCUCGAAGGAUGUGCAAUGAGCUUUCUUCUUCUUGUCCACAAAUCUGGCACUUCGGCCACAUAGGUACUCUCUUUUGAAUUAAUCUUUGUUUACUAGGUAAGCAAUCCACGCAAGCUUGCCAUAAAAAUAAUUUAACCUUCGGUGGUAUUUCAAGCUUCCAAAUUUUUGCCCAACCCACAUUCGGUAGAGUGCUUCGAGUGAGGUGUUUGUAACAACUGCGAACUGAGUACACGCCUUUAUUGUCAUCUGCCCAAAUGAGCUCGUCCUCUCCCUGCCUUGGUCUCAAAGGAAUGCUAGUGAUAAGAUUUAUGUCCUCCACCUGGAAAAGAUCAUGCAAUAAGUCAAAAUCCCAGCCCAUACCAUCAUUUAGCAUAAGAGAAUUCACCCGGAUGUCUUCCAACUCCUCUACCACAUUUCCAGCCGGCCUGCACCCUUCAGAGUUGUGGAGCCAGUUAUCCUUCCAAACUCGUACCAAUUUGCCGUCUCCUAUUCGAAAACAGACCCCUCUCCUAACCGCCGGGAUGGCUGCGGCAAUACUCCGCCAAAUUAGAGAGGGGUUAUGUCCGCACCGAGCUUCCAGGAUAUUACCAUUGGAGAAAUAUUUGGCUUUCAAUAUCCUAGCCAUCAAUGUAUUUGGAUGUUUCAGUAUCCUCCACACUUGUUUACCCAACAUAGCAAUAUUGAACUCCCGAAGCUUCCUAAAACCCAGCCCUCCUUGAGUUUUCGGAAUACAAAGAUCUCCCCACGAUUUCCACCUAAUUCCUUUUCCUUUGAAAGCGUGACCCCUCCACCAAAAUGCAUUCAUGGUUCUCUCUAUAUCGCUACAUAAGUCCACCGGUAACAAAAACACAUUCAUGGCAUAUUGAGGCAUAGCUUGAAUAACAAUUUUCAGUAAAACCUCCCUCCCAGCUUUGGACAAGAAUCUGUUGUUCCAACUCUGAAUUUUUUGCACCACCUUCUCUUUAAUAUAACCAAAAAUUUCUUUUUUAUUUUUCCCCACCAUCGAAGGAAGGUCCAAAUAUUUCCCCCCUCCUCCUUCCUCCCUCACACCAAAAAUACUACUCAAAUAAUCUCUAUCGUCCCAAACAACAUUAGCACUAAAACGGACACUAGACUUAUCAAAAUUAAUCACCUGGCCCGAGGUUGAUGCAUACUGGGCAAGAAUCUCUUUGAUAAUAAAACAGUCCCGCUCAUUUGCCCUGCAGAAAAAGAAACUGUCAUCAGCAAAUAAAAGAUGGGUCACCGCCGGUGCCCCACGAGCCACUCGGAUUCCUUGAAGUGUUCCUUCCUGCUCUUUGCUCCGUAACAUAGCACUGAUACCCUCCGCCACCAUAAUAAACAAAUAAGGUGAUAAUGGAUCCCCCUGCCGUAGUCCCCGAGACGGACAGAUCGGGCCAUAACAUUCGCCAUUGAUUUGAACAUGAUAUUUAACUGUCUCCACACACUGCAUAAUAAUGUCGAUCCAGCGCGGACUGAACCCGAAACACUCCAUUAUUUCUUUUAAAAAUCCCCACUCAACUCUAUCAUAGGCCUUACUCAUGUCUAACUUCAACACCACAUAGCCUUCUUUCCCCUGAGUCUUGCGCUUCAGAAAGUGUUGUAUCUCAAAAGCAACAAUUAUAUUAUCAAUUAUGGAUCUGCCAAGGAUAAAAGCACUUUGGUUUUCUGAGAUAAUACCAUCCAAAAUUCCUUUUAGCCGAUUAGCCAAAAGCUUCACAAAAAAUUUAUAAGCAACGUUACACAACGCAAUCGGCCUCCAAUCCCCCAUGGCUGUUGGAUUCUCCUUUUUUGGGAUUAAAACAAUUGUAGUUUCAUUAUAUUCCUCCGGGACACUACCGGUAUUAAAUAAAGUACUACAAAAAUCCACUACAUCUGGUCCCACAACAUCCCAAAAAGCCUGAAAAAAACCUGGAUUCAAACCAUCAGGUCCCGGAGCCUUAUCAGGGUGCAUGCUGAAAGCCGCUGUCCUUACCUCCCCCCCGUUAUAUCACGCAGCAGAGUAGCAUUCUGGAUAUCGCUAAUCAUUUUACGGACAUUUCCGAUCCCCAAGCAAUCAUCCCUACUUCCUGCAAAAAAUAAAUCUCCAAAAUAAUUAAUAACAAUAUUGCUCAUCUCUUCUUGAUUUGUCACCCAGCUGCCCGCGUCCGACAAGAUUCCUUUCAUCAAAUUUUUCCGCCUCCUUUGCUUGAACGAAUUAUGAAAAUAUUUAGUAUUAAUAUCCCCUUGUUGUAGCCAAAACUCUUUUGCCCUUUGUUUCCAAAAGAUGUUUUGCUUAUCCAAGAGCUCUAAGUAACAGGCCUUAGCUCUAGCAAAUUCGGCCAGACCAGCAGCAUCCAUACGGUCUCUACUUCUUUCCAUCUGCCGUUUACACCCGUCGAUGCGCCUCUGGAAGCCCCUACGAAGAUGCUUACCCCAACUGCAUAAUUCGGAGCCACAGAACCGUAGCCUCUCCAACAAAAUCUGGUUCUCACACGAGUUCCAAGCACGUUCAACCACGUUACGAUAAUCCUUCUCUUUUAGCCAAUGGUUCUCAAACUUAAAUUUGCUCCUUCUAUACUUUCUCUUCUGGCGGCUGAACUGUAGAUAAAGGGCGAGAUGAUCACUGUUGCUGCCCGUAAUGGAUGUAGCCCAGGCUUCGCAAAAAAUAUCAAGCCACCCAUCAUUUACAAGGAUCCGAUCAAGCUUCUCUUCCACCCAAUGAUGAGUCCCACGACCCCUACUGAUACACUUGUAAUUUCCGUGUGUAUGUUUAUGUUUUUAGCUAGUUUUGGUUGUUUAAUAUUUCGGAAAUUACACACUUUUGGUGUAAUAGUUUAGUUUGUUAAAUCCUUGUAAAUUGUUUAGAUUAGGAUUAUUCUGAGCUCAAACAGGUCUACUAUCACUCAAAGGAUGGUUGGUGAACCCCAAAAGUGGAAAGAAGGUGCAAAUCACAAGACAAAAAGGGAAAACCCUGAUUUUUGCCUAUACUCGGUUGAGUAUUACCUAUACUCGAUCGGGUAUAAGGUUGAAACUUCAAAUCAGAUCGGAUCCGAAGACAAAAGAACAUGCCGGGAAGAUUUUGACCACGAUUCAGUGUCUAUACUCGAUCGAGUAGACCGACAUACCCGAUCGAUUAUGCCUUUGAGUUUAAACCCGAAAUCGGUCGAGUAUGGCUCGAAUAUCACUUUCUACACAUACUCGACCGAGUAUGAAUAUAUACUCGAUCGAGUAUACCUUUGAUUUUUAAACCAAAAUCGAUCGAGUAUACCUCGAAUCUGGCAUUUCAC
This is a messenger RNA of Cuscuta epithymum, 3969 nucleotides long. Lineage: Eukaryota; Viridiplantae; Streptophyta; Magnoliopsida; Solanales; Convolvulaceae. The record is from the annotation of a GenBank genome assembly.